GAGCAGCUCCUCCCUUGGAAUUUGGGGGGCAGCCGUAUCCCUGGGGAGCAUCCCGGGGGCAGGGGGCACAAAGCUGCCAUACGGGCCCGGCUGGGCAGAUUCAUGGAAGGCGUUUGGAGCUUUACCUUCGACACGGGAGCGCCGCGGGGCCGACCUGCCGAGCCUCCUGCCGCGGCUGCCGGCAGGCUUUGAAGCGGCGCUGGGAAUAUAAAUAGCUGGAUGGCGCGGCACGAUGGGCGCAAAGCAAGUGUUGUCACUGUGUCCCGGAUAAGGGAAGAGGAGGAGGAGGAGGAGAGAAACCGCUGGGCAAAAUAAACUGCCUGCGGAUGAGCCCGGCAGAAAAGCAGCUCCUCGCCGAGGCUCAGCAGCCUUCGUAGAUAUUAAGGGAAAUGUUCAUCUGGGAGGAUGGCACAGCCUUCGCCGGGUGCUGGAUCAUCCAACCUUCCUCUAAUCCGUCGGGGCUCCCAUUCCCAGCCCGGUGGGACCCCCCUGCGCCGGUCCCGGGCUGCUAGCAAGUACAACUCCCAGUACCACAAGCUGUUCAAGGACAUCCCGACGGAGGAGAGCGUGCUGAAAGUUUGCUCCUGCGCGCUCCAGAGAGACAUCCUCAUCCAGGGAAGGCUUUACAUCUCCCCCAACUGGCUCUGCUUCUACGCAAACCUUUUUGGGAAGGACAUUAAGGUUGUGAUCCCAGUGGUGUCUGUACAGCUGAUAAAGAAGCACAAGACUGCUCGGCUGCUGCCCAACGGCCUGGCCAUCACCACCACUGCCAGCAGAAAGUACAUCUUUGUAUCCCUCAUCUCUCGUGACAGCGUCUAUGAUGUCUUGAGGAGAGUCUGCACCCACCUGCAGGUUUCCAGUAAGAAGAGCUUGAGUCUGAAGGAGCUGUCGGAGGAGCCGGACUCCGUGUCACUGGAGGUGAUCGUCCCUGAGGGCAAGUGGAGGAAGGUGUCACCUACCUCACUGUCACUGUCACUGCCAGAUGCCAACUACCAGUGCAUCCACCGGACCUCUGUCAGCAGCCUGAGCGCCAAGGAGAGCUCCUUCACCUCUGAGGAGCCACUGGUUUCAGAAAGUGCAAUAAAUACCGAGGAAGAGCUGGAGGCAGAGCAGAGCUGUGUGGCAGAGCUGAGACCCUCUGACUACCAGCUCCUGAAGAUCUUCAUUGUGCUCAUCUGUCUCCUGGUCGUGUCCUCCUCAUACCUGGCGUUCCGCAUCUUCCGUCUGGAGCAGCAGCUCUGCUCUCUGAAUCGGGAUUACCUCUCCCGCGGGCACAGGAGGUGACCGUUCCCCAGGCGCUGGCUGAGGAUGGACACUGAGGUAGUGGUGCCCUGCCCAUGGACCCCGGUGCUGUGUCCUCCCAACCGUGGCUGUUACACGUGGUCUGGCUUUCUCUCGGCCGGUAAACUGGGACCAAGUAUUUUCUCUCUUCCUUCGGGCACUCGCUCCUGGUGGGACUUUCCAGCCAGCUUCUGGCCACCAGUGCCAACUCCCCAUCCCACUGGAAACCUGUUUUCUCCCUGGGACACUGCUGUGCUGUAGCACUGGACAAUGGCUCGAGGCUGCCGAGCACUUGGAUCUUCCCUUAGGACUUGCUGCUAAAAUGGAUGCUGGUUUUUAUUUCAGGCAUGGUUUUUUCAUGUUAAAAGAUGACCUUGGGCUGACCAGGAACCCCCAAAAAUGUGGAUGAGUUGCAACUGCUGCUCUGGGAGAAAGCCACCUAUUUGUCCCUGUCUCAGCAUCCCUGGGAAUGUGCCUGGAGGAAUGGCCCUGAAGACAGGGAUCUGUGGGGAUGGGGGGAAAGGGCCCACUAGCCCUGUGUGGUGUCAUCUAUCCCAUGUGGGGGUACAAGGCAGGGCCCCCCAGCCCUUCUCUCCUGGAGCACCAGGCUCAGAGAGCAGGGGGAUGUGUGUGUGUCCCUUGCAAAGCACUUUAAGGUCCCCCAGACCAGGUGUCCACGCUGGGUUCCACACCUGGCCCAGGUGUGCUCACUCCAUGGAGGCGUUGGAAGGGAGCCCAUGGCUGGCACUGGGGAAUGGCCUGGAGAACAGCGUCUGUGCCUGGUUCAUGUUAACCUUCCACUGCAUGGAGCUGAGUGCUGCAGGAUUUGUCCUGCAGGAUUUGUCCCACAGUCCCCCUGGAGCACACUGGGGCAGCAAGUGAUUCCUGUGGGAUUCCUUCGGGUUUUCUUUCCUGUUUUUUUGGAACUACAAGUGCAGACGGGGCCAAAUCCCAGCGCCCUGGGGAAGAGCUCACUGCUCCCUCCGGGCUUGGAACGGCUUUUAAAUGAAAUGAAAAUAAACCCAGGAGUUUCUAGCACAUCACUAUUUCUCACCAGCGUCCUCCACAGCAGUGUUAGGCUGUGAGCCCCAAAAUCAGGCGCCCCAAAAUCUGUGCUGUCCCAGUGCCCCUUUAGGAUGUGGAUGUCCUCUCAUGGGGACAGGGAUGCUCCUGACCGAGGGGCCAAGGUUAUUGCGCUAGAUGGCAGCAGAGACUGCGGGAUGUGACCUGCUGGUGGCAGGGCCACCACCCUGGGGACAGCGGUGCCGGGGGGAAGGAGCUGAGUUGCAGCCCCACCCUGCUGGGGUGGGCAGGGUGAGCCUUCCUCUUUCUCCUCCUCCUCCUCCCUGCACAUCCAUUAAAUUCCAUUCCUUUCCCUGGCCUGGCCCAUGCAGCAAAAUGCGUGAAAACGGCCCAACUUGAAAACCACGGUGGCAUUGGUUAAGUGGGGACAAGGGGUGGUGUCACCUGCUGUGGGCGGGGUUUGGUACCCGGGGGUGCCUCGGAGGGAUGGUCUGGUUUCUUCAAAGCCCUGGCAUUAUGGGGCUGUCAGAGCCUUUGAUUCCGUGGGUGACCUGGAGGAUGAAAGGCGCCAUCCUGUCCCUGCCAGGGACUCACCCAGCUCGUUUACCCGGUGGAAAUGGGUUUAGGGUUGUUUUUCCAACAAACGAGUUGGUGUUCAGUGGGUCCAACCUCAAAGUGAGGUUCUCGGCCCCAAGAAGAGGUUUAGAGGACUGGGUGGGGGAUUGG
Messenger RNA from Poecile atricapillus (Black-capped chickadee), 3030 nucleotides. RefSeq names its product GRAM domain containing 2A (gene GRAMD2A). Gene Ontology annotation, cellular component: organelle membrane contact site; extrinsic component of cytoplasmic side of plasma membrane; endoplasmic reticulum membrane. The transcript has 10 exons. NCBI's taxonomy places the organism in Eukaryota, Metazoa, Chordata, Aves, Passeriformes, Paridae. Gene Ontology annotation, biological process: regulation of store-operated calcium entry. The record is from RefSeq and is a predicted model, not a curated record. Gene Ontology annotation, molecular function: phosphatidylinositol-4,5-bisphosphate binding. Bases 406 to 1284 code for a protein of 292 amino acids.